CCUUUACCAAAUUACAUCCUUCACCCGAAAGUCUACUAUGUCUCUCAAAGUUGGUGAUACAAUCCCAGAGGGUAGCUUCAAGUACAUUCCGUACACCUCUGAGCUCGAGGACAGCGUGACUACCGCUCUGUCAACCAACGAAUGGAAGGGCAAGAAAGUCGUCCUGUUCUCCGUACCCGGAGCGUUCACUCCCACCUGCCACGCCAACCACUUGCCUGGUUAUCUUCAGAACUACGAUGCGUUCAAAGCGAAGGGUGUUGAUGUAAUCGCUGUUGUUGCUGCCAAUGACGCCUUCGUCAUGAGCGGCUGGGGCCGAUUUGAAGGUGUCAAGGAUAAAAUCCUUACGCUCACUGACACCGACGCAAAGUGGUCUGCUAGUCUUGGUCUUGACAAGGACUUGAGUGCUGCCGGUCUUGGCCAUCGCACCUGGCGAUUCGCCAUUGUCAUUGACGACCUCGUCGUCAAGUACAUUGGAGUCGAGCCUGGCCCCGGUGUAACUGUCUCUGGCGCUUCCGAAGUCCUCGCCAAAUUAUAAACGAGCGCUGAAUUAUAACCAGUCUAGUUGAAGGUGAUCCGAUUUCGCAAAACCAAACUUGAUGGUACAAAGAAAUUGAAUGUAUAACGUUCGCUUGUAAUUAUACAAUAUGUAAAACAAAACCCAGCCGGGGAAA
Laccaria bicolor S238N-H82 is the source of this 671-nucleotide messenger RNA. It is a transcript of the gene LbPrx1, whose product is annotated as peroxiredoxin. The transcript has 5 exons. Gene Ontology annotation, cellular component: peroxisome; cytoplasm; mitochondrion. Gene Ontology annotation, molecular function: thioredoxin peroxidase activity. Lineage: Eukaryota; Fungi; Basidiomycota; Agaricomycetes; Agaricales; Hydnangiaceae. Bases 38 to 535 code for a protein of 165 amino acids. The record is from RefSeq and is a predicted model, not a curated record. Gene Ontology annotation, biological process: cellular response to oxidative stress; cell redox homeostasis; hydrogen peroxide catabolic process.